AUGGGGGACGAGAGGGAUUCUUUGUCGUUGUGGGGCUUGAUCGUGAAGUGCGACGAUAUUUGUUUCACGCAUAUUUUGCCGAGAUUGAAUCGAGCGGAUCUUAAAUUCUUGUACGAGGUGAAUCGUGAAACGAGAAAGUUGAUUGAGAGGUCGUCACGCAAGGGGGAGUUGAAAAAGGGGUUUAAAGUGAGAGAGAUGUCAUCGAUAUCGACUUUGGAGUUUGCGUGGGAGCAUAAAUCGUUGUGGCCGAGUUGGUUGACGAACGAAAUGUAUUUCUGCUAUAAAGUUGCUCAAACGAAUAAACUCGAGUUACUCAAGUGGGCGCGAGAGGAGAAAAAAUGUGAGUGGAAUUCAAGGACGAUUAAUAGGGCCGCAGAACAAGGUAAUCUGGAAAUGGUAAAGUAUUGCGUUGCAAAUAAGUGUCCUAUCGGUACGGGAGCGUGUGCAUUUGCUGCCUCAAACGGUCAUCUCGAGGUACUCAAAUACUUACACGAAGAAGCCAAAGCGCCUUGGGAUUUGGGCACUGCCAUUUGGGCGGCUCAAAAUGGUCAUCUUCACAUACUCGAAUACCUUGUUGAGCGUAAAUAUAAUAAAUAUUACAAUUUGGCAUGUGAGCGUGCGGCCAGGAACGGCCACUUGGACUGUUUGAAGUACUUGCACGAAACCGCCAAAGCGCCUUGGAACGCUCGGGCCGUUCGAGAAGCGCACGAGAAAAACCACCCCGAAUGCGUACAAUACCUCCUCGACAACAACUGCCCAUUACCAGACGGUUGGCGAUACGAAUAUGGAGAAUUGCACACGUCCUAA
Molecule: messenger RNA, 807 nt
Organism: Bathycoccus prasinos
Lineage: Eukaryota; Viridiplantae; Chlorophyta; Mamiellophyceae; Mamiellales; Bathycoccaceae
Exons: 1
Coding region: 1-807 (268 amino acids)
Molecular function (GO): protein binding
Source: RefSeq, a predicted model, not a curated record